AUGACUGAGGCUCGGCCCGCCGACCGCCGCGAGCUUCUGCGAGUAAAGCGGGAAGAAUACAGCUCAAUUGUACGGUCGCGCAAACGGAAGCUUCGCGAGCUAUACGCACUUGCGACCGACAGCAACGCCGCUCUAAAUACGACCGUCUUCGACCUCGACGCGCCGGCAUCCACACAAGCCGAAACAAAUUUUCUGAUCGAAACGGACAUCCUAAAUGGCCGACCUCUUAACGAUGCGCUUAUACCACCAUGGCAAACGCCAAAUCUUGACGUCUUGAAACGACAACUGCGGCCUGCCACACCUCCCUUGGUCCAGACGGAAGCUGCACACGCUGUGAAGGCGACUGCCGACCACAAGACGCACCCGACGACACAUGUCGAGCGCAGCGAACCGCCGCGCAAACAGACAGACGAGGCCCCGGCACCACCACCUCUUCCGCCGUUGCAUCAUGGACCAACUUCGCCAAACCAGUUGUCGAAUGCGCCAUCGACCGAUCCGGCAACCCUGACUUCGCGGCGCACCGGUUCCUUGACACCACAGGCGCCUCCUCAACCGAUAGCCGACCCGACUCCGGCGCAGAAAGAUGGCUCUCUUUCGCUCAUGGAGGUUCAGCCGACGCCGAGUGGGCACAAUAUUACUGCGCCAUUGCUAGACACCCAAGCUGUAUCGCCUCGGCAGUCACCCGGUUCGAACCGCUACGGCCAUCCAGUCGCUGCUCAAGACGCAGAGAAGCGCAUGGACAUGCACGAAGACGCUGCCACUCCCACCAACAAACGACCAUCCCCCGACCCAUCCAGAGCUGCCGACAUACCAUCAUCACCUGAUUCGAUUGCACAAACCGCGACGACCCCAGCGGUCCACGAAGUUUCGACCAACACUAGUCCUGAGAAUGAGGCCGAUUCAUAUGCCGACAAAGAAGAGCAUACGGCUCACGAUCACGGCCCCGAUAAGACACAGGACAGCCAACACUCUGUGUCUACUGGUGAUACGCGUGACGACACUGUCGAAGCGCAGCUUCUCCAUGAGUCGGCUGCGGCAGGCGAGACGCAGGACGACCAGAAAGUGCACGGCAGCGAAGCACUUUCCUCAUCCGGCACAGUUGCAAUUGAAAAUGGACCGGUGCCCGGAAAGAGCAACGGCGCUGAAGCAGCUGCACCUUCCAGUGAGGCGCCAGAGGCAGCAGCACCUCUGACCACAGAACAACAGACGUUUGCUCAGCAGUCCAAGUGGCUGAAGAACCUCGACCAGCUUGUCCACCAUGCACGGAAGACGAUAUCGACGGCUGACCUGCAGGCCUCCAUAUUUGACAGCCAGUCGUGUAAAAUCCUGAAGCGCGUCUAUCACUUGCAGCAGCAAAGAACAAAAUGGUCGCUGCGCCAGCCGAAGAGGUGCCCAGAGCCGAUACGCACCAAGUCACACUGGGAUGUUCUAUUGCAGGAAAUGAAGUGGAUGCGAACAGACUUUCGAGAGGAGCGCAAGUGGAAGAGGUCCACUGCUCGAAACCUAGCUAUUGCUUGUGCUGUUUGGGUUGCCUCCUCACCCGAGCAAAAGAAGGCACUACGGGUCAAUGCUUAUAUUCCUCCUAAACCUGAAGAAAAGAAAACGCCUGCCAAGGUUGUCGAGGCCGAAGAUGUGGGCGUGAUUGGCAACGCUAUGAUCGAUGCAGCCGUCAGAAGCGAAGAGAGCGACACUACGCCUGCCGAUAUGGAGCUUACUCUCGUCGAUGAACGCGACAUUCUCGUGGACUUUGUUGACACUAUUUCACCGUCAGCCAUCUUCACCAUGCAGGAGGAUGCUGUGGUGUUCAGUCUGAAUCCAUCGUCAGCUUCAGAUACGCUGUUGGCUGAGCUGCCCAUGUAUGGCACACCUCUCGAAGUGCCUCAACCAGACUUGAUCAAGCCAGACCACGAUCCAGACGCCUCAUGGCGUCGUCCUGUUGUACCCGUCAGCAAAUACAUCGAGUCUCCCAUUGUUAUAUCUUCGAGGGGUCCACCGAAAAAGAUUGGACGCUAUGAAGUCAUAGACGAGGAAAGCGACAGCGAUGAUGAGUUUGUCUACAGCACCGCGAGCGGCCUGAUGGCUGCAAUGACUACGACGAACAUGGCGGCAGAGUAUGAUGUCGGUCUGUUUGACCCGUCGCUCAAGCCAGUUCGUGAGCGUCUCCACGCAGGCCACCAGUUCCGACCGCCAUCCGAGUAUCCGAUGCCGAUGCAAUGCUUCUACGAAUACAGGGCGCCAUCUCAAUGGACCGUCGCCGACGAUGAUCAGCUUAAAAGGCUGGUACGUGAGCUCUCGUAUAACUGGUCGCUCAUUGCCAGCAUUUUGGCUACAAAGUCUCUCUUUGCGUCUGGGGCAGAACGCCGAACUCCAUGGGAGUGUUUCGAGAGAUGGGUCAGUCUCGAAGGCUACCCUAGUGAUGCUUCUCGCUCGCCCUACUUCAAGGUCUAUCAGUCCCGUAUUGAUUUAGCUCAGCGCGCUAUCAAAGAGGCGAAUGAGAAGGCCAUGGUGACGGCGGCGGCAGCAGCCGCAGCAGCAGCCGCAGCACAGACAAAGGGAGCUGCAAACUUACCUCCGCACGCGCCUGUGCAAAGACGCCGGCCCACGCUGGCUGUCCGGGUGGAAAGGCACCGCAAUCAGAAGUAUCUCGCGAUGAUUGAGUCGAUGAGGAAAUUGGCUAAGAAACGGGAGGUCACUCUGCACAAACAACAGCAGCAAGCCCAUGCUGCGGCAUCCCGCAAGGCAAAUGAGCCAGUGCAGCAGAAGCCACCUACCAAGAGCCCGAAGGAAUAUAGCCGACUGCGCUGGGAACGGGACCAGAAGAUGGCCGAGAGAAUGGCAGAACUUGCACAAAGGCAAAGUGAUGCUAACAGGAGGAACUUCCUGGCUCGGUCCCAGGGCCAAUCGAUGGCAGCACCUGGCGGUGUAGGUGCGGUUCCGCCGCAAGUUGCCGCCCAGAUGGCAGCUAAUUCCAUGAACAUGGCAGCCCGUGUGAAUGUGGCCGGUCAGCACGGUGCUGUGCCAGGGCAGCCACGGCCGCGGAUGCCGAUGCAAGUGCCGGUCAACCCAAUGGUUGGUCUGCAGGCGCAUAUGGCGGCUGGCACUGCGCCGACGCCUAUCUCGCCGGGCAGCGUGCGCUCCGUUAUGAGCGGAAUAAAUCAGCAGAACUUUUUUGCCAACUCACAAGCUGGUGUGGCCCAGUUCAACUCUCCGAACGUCCCGGGGCAUGGGCUCUCCGGUGGCUAUGACUAUGGCAUCUUUGCCGGCGGGAUCUCCCCGGCCCUGUCACUGCGCCUCAGCAGUUGCCUCCAAACGCACGAACGAUGGCUUUCCAAAAACUACUCGCAGAUCAUGCUGCUGCAGAGGGCUACUGCCAUGCAUGCAGCAUCUGGGACUGGCCCACAACAGCCUCUAGCAGGGACGAGCCCACGCCAGUAUGCGCAGCUCCUGCGGGCCCAACAGGCCCAACAAGUUCAGCAGGCGCAGCAGGCAGGACCGCACCACACAGCGACAGGAGCGCAGGGCGUGCAAGGUGCACAGCACCCGGUACAGCGCCAGGGCUCGCCGCUGACGGCGGCACAACUUCAGGCAGCUCAGAACGCGCGGCAGGCUAAUGGAACAGCCGUUGCUGGUGGGGCUUUGUCGUCUCCCUCCAAGUAA
This is a messenger RNA of Grosmannia clavigera kw1407, 3657 nucleotides long. Its product is annotated as myb and hsa domain containing protein. The record is from RefSeq and is a predicted model, not a curated record. The transcript has 7 exons. The coding region runs from base 1 to 3657 and encodes 1218 amino acids. NCBI's taxonomy places the organism in Eukaryota, Fungi, Ascomycota, Sordariomycetes, Ophiostomatales, Ophiostomataceae.